Messenger RNA from Betta splendens (Siamese fighting fish), 2903 nucleotides. Its product is annotated as sortilin. Bases 1 to 2547 code for a protein of 848 amino acids. Gene Ontology annotation, biological process: vesicle organization; endocytosis; Golgi to endosome transport. Gene Ontology annotation, cellular component: Golgi apparatus; membrane. Gene Ontology annotation, molecular function: protein binding. Lineage: Eukaryota; Metazoa; Chordata; Actinopteri; Anabantiformes; Osphronemidae. The record is from RefSeq and is a predicted model, not a curated record. The transcript is spliced from 20 exons.
AUGCUGCGUACGAUGUGGAGGGUCGCGCUCCUCGGCGGGCUGUGUCUGCUGAGCGUGGGCACCGGGUCCAGAAGUCACGGGAAGAGGACGGCGACGGUCCCCGCGACGCGCCAGGACGAGCGCCAGGGCCGCGCGCGCGCCCCGGACGCGAGGGCAGCGUCCAGGCCCGCUCGCGCCCUUCCCUUCGCCUCCUGCCGGGACCCCCUCAGUUCGGCCGAACACGACGUUCUGGACGACAACACGCACGAGACAGGGUUCAACGGCGAUGACGGCUCCCACGUGGUCCUCACGUGGGUGGGCGACGGCACAGGGGUCAUCCUUGUGCUGUCUACCAUCAAUGGUCCACUGGAUGCGUACUUACAUGCAGGAUCUUCACGGCUUUACAGAAGCACGGACUACGGCAAGUCCUUCCAUGACAUUUCCCAGCGGAUCAACCACACCUUCAUCAACGAGGAGUUCGGGGUCAGCGUGGGCCCCAGGAGCUCUGUGAUCCUGACGGCAGACGUGCCGGUUCUGGACAACCCCGGCGGGACCAUCUUCACCUCCAGCGACGCCGGCGCCACCUUCAGGUCCGUCCGGCUGCGCUUCCACCUGGCCCAGCCCAUCACGUACCACUACUCCAACCCUGACUACCUGGUGGCCCUGAGCAUCGACAGCAGCCUGUGGCUUUCCCUGGACUUCGGCGGGACGUGGUCGAAGGUCCACGACGGCGUGCACAGGUUCUCCUGGGGCGCUGGGGUCAACCUGUUCUUCAGCUGCAGCCUGGUGGACGCAGUCGACGCAGAGGAGAGGGGCGAUUUGCUGCUGAAGAGGACCAGGGACCUGGGGAGGAGCUUCACCACCGUCCACGAGGACGUCUACAGCUUCGGCUACAUCGGGACCUUCCUCUUCUUCUCCGUGAUGGAGGAUCCGGGGGCCCCUCGCGUCAUGUACUUCUCAUCAGACCAAGGCGACUCGUUCAGCCGGGCGCUGCUGCCCUCGGCCUCCACGGAGCAGUUCUACUCCAUACUGGACGGGGACGAGGACAUGCUCUUCUUACACGUGGACAACCCCGGAGACACCUUCUUCGGGACCAUGUACACCUCCGACGACCGAGGGAUCCUGUUCUUCAAGUCCCUGGAGCGGCACCUGUUCGAUGGGCACAGGAGGAGCGAUUUCAAGAACAUCACGUCGCUGCGAGGCGUUUACCUCACCAAUAAACUGGACAACGACGGCCGCAUUAGAUCCGUCAUUACUUUUAACAGAGGGGGGACGUGGCAGCAGCUCAACAAACCCGAGAACGUGGACUGUGAGGAGAAAAGCAAGAACUGUAAGCUUCAUAUUCAUGGAGAACACAGCCGGAAGAACCGCAUAGUGCCCAUGCUGGCCCUGUCUGAGCCCACUGCCGUCGGCCUGGUCAUUGCACACGGUACUGUCGGCGACUCUCUGUCAGCGUCCCAGCACCCAGAUGUGUUUGUGUCCUCAGACGGGGGCUACAGCUGGAGGGGGACGCUCAGGGGUCCCCACCACUACUGCAUCCUGGACUCUGGGGGUCUGCUUGUGGCUGUGGAGGCGCGACAUGAUGGACAAGUCAAGACUAUCAAGUACCGAACAGAUGUUUGUCACCCGGAGGCUACUAACUACCACGGGUUUCAGCGCUCACCGCCAUUUCUCCUCCUCAGGUUCUCCACAGACGAGGGCCAGUGCUGGAAGUCCUACAACUUCACCGAGCAGCCGUUCUACUUCGCCGGCCUGGCGUCGGAGCCGGGCACCAGAGCCAUGAGCGUCAGCGUGUGGGGCUUCCGCCCGGAGGCGGACGGUCAGCCCAUGUGGGUGGCGGUCACUGUCGACUUCCAGAGCCUCAUCACCAGAGCGUGUAAUGACCAGGACUACGAGGAGUGGUUGGCUCACUCUGCACAAGAAGAGGGAGAAAGACAAGGCUGUUUACUGGGAGUCAAAGAGACUUACAGGCGGCUGAAGAAACAGUCCGUGUGCAGAAACGGAAGAAACUUCAUGGUGAGCAAGAAGCAGAGCCCCUGCUUGUGCACCAGAGACGAUUACUUAUGCGACUACGGUUUCUACCGUCACGUGAACACCUCGGAGUGUGUGCGGCAGCCCAGACCUGGGAAUAAAAGCUCGGACCUGUGUCUGACCGGAGAGGAGGACGAGCUGCUGACGUCAGGGUACCGCAAGGUGCCGAGUGACAAGUGCGAGGGCGGAUUCGAUCCUCAGCGUGCGGCACAGACGCUCAUCAGACCCUGUGUCACACCCGGCACCGGUUCAGCUGCCAGUCCGUCGUCCCAAGUGACACACUUCGACACACCAGGCGAGAGGCUGGUGCUCAUCCUGGUGUGCACGGGAGCAGGAGUGAUCGUGCUGGUGGCCAUCGCCUCGGCCGUCUUCGCCGUCCGGAGGGUGGUUUAUAGAAACAGGACACCGGUUUAUCGAUUCUCCAACCUCCAGAGUCAGGACGACAACAGCGGCAUCGCGCCGGACCUUGAAAGUGGGACCAGCAGCAACAGCACCACCACCUGCCAGCCAGACUCAGACGACGAUCUUAUUGCAUAACGUUACACACGACAUAUGAGUAAAAGCAACUGCACUGGAGAAGACAACUGCACCGGACUAAUCCCACUUAUCUUGAUAGGACCACCCUUAUUACCAAGUUCUGCUUUCUGUCUUUUGGAUUGACGGGAAUGAAUGAAAAUGUUAAACGCCUUAACUUAUUGAGCCUGAUUUACUUACUACAUUGUGUAUACUGCCAUAAUUUUGCGCGUUACUGUUUUUGUUUGUGUUGCACUACCUUUUUAAUUUCUGUUUAGUGUGAAGAUGAACAUGACAAUGCUACAAAUGUGUAUUUGCUGGAAACAUGUUAUUACUCUGUGAUGAUGUUAUUAUUUGAAAGAUGCUGCAGUUGACUGGAA